Knipowitschia caucasica is the source of this 1797-nucleotide messenger RNA. The record is from the annotation of a GenBank genome assembly. Lineage: Eukaryota; Metazoa; Chordata; Actinopteri; Gobiiformes; Gobiidae.
AUGGACCCCCAAAGUUUGAAGGAAGAUCGGCGUCUUUUCCAGAGUACCUUGCUCCAAGAUGGACUAGAAGAGCUUCUCGAUGAAAACAAACUGAUAGACUGUGUUCUUAAGAUCAGUGACCGGCGCAUCCCCUGUCACCGGCUGAUCCUUUCAGCAUGCAGUCCUUAUUUUCGUGAACUUUACUUUUCAGAUGCUGGUGAAGAGUCUCAAGAAAAGGAGAUUCUUCUGGAAAACCUGGACCCUGAUCUUAUGGAGACAAUAGUGAACUAUAUGUACUCGGCAGAGAUUGACAUUAAUGACAACAAUGUCCAGGAUAUUUUGGUGGUUGCUAAUCGCUUCCAGAUCCCCUCUGUGUUCACAGUGUGUGUUAACUACCUUCAGAAGCAGCUGUCGAAGAGAAACUGCCUGGCAGUCUACAGACUGGGCUUGAUGAUCAACUGCCCCAGACUGGCAAUAGCUGCCAGAGAUUACAUUGCUGAUCGCUUUGAAGAUUUGUCAAAAGAGGCAGAAUUUCUUGAAUUUUCUCCUCCUGAAUUGUUUGCUAUAAUAGGGGCGGAUGCCCUAAAUAUAGAGAAAGAAGAGGUUGUCUACGAGGCCUUGCUGAAAUGGGUUAAGAAAGAUAAGGCAAAUCGCAUCAAAAGUUUGAGUGAGGCUUUCGACUGCAUUCGUUUCCGUUUGCUACCAGAAAAGUUUAUCAAGGAGAAAGUGGAGAAGGAUGAGCUCUUUAAAGCUGAUGCUGAGAUACAGAAAAAAAUCAAAGCAAUUAAAGAUGCAUCCGGGGGUAAGCUUCCAGAAACCCCAAAAGGUCCAGAUGGAAAUGACAAAGAGGGAGAGAGCCUUCCUGGUUAUUUGAAUGAUACCCGGCGGUAUGGUAUGUUUGCCAAAGACAUGCUGCUGAUGAUCAAUGACACAGCAGCUGUGGCCUAUGAUGCACACGACAAUGAGUGCUUUCUGGCUUGUAUAUCUGAGAAGGUCCCACGAAACCACGUGAGUCUAGUGACAAAGAAGGGAAAUCUUUACAUUGUAGGAGGGCUUUUUGUGGAUGAAGAUGAAACUCAGAAUCAACUGCAGUGUUACUUCUACCAGUUGGAUUGUAUUGGUUGUCAGUGGGUUGCUUUACCACCCAUGCCUUCUCCAAGAUGUCUGUUUGCUCUUGGAGAUGUGGAUGAUUUAAUAUUUGCAGUUGCUGGAAAAGACCUACAGUCAGAUGAAUCACAUGACACAGUCAUGUGUUAUGAUACUGAAAAAAUGAAGUGGUGUGAAUCAAAAAAAUUACCUUUGAAGGUCCAUGGUCACAGUGUUGUGUCAGAGAAUGGGCUGAUUUACUGUUUGGGAGGAAAAACAGAUGACAAUACUACAAUCAACAAGAUGUUUGUAUACAAUCACAAGAGAUCAGAAUGGAAAGAAUUGGCAGCAAUGAAAACUCCUCGAGCCAUGUUUGGAGCAGUGAUCCAUAAAGGGAAGAUUAUUGUGGCAGGAGGGGUCAAUGAAGAUGGGCUCACAUCUGGGUGUGAGGUCUAUGACUUUGGAAAUAAUAAGUGGCUGCCAUUUGAAGACUUUCCCCAAGAAAGGAGUUCAGUGAACCUGGUGAGCUGUGAUGGGCAACUGUACGCUGUGGGAGGCUUCGCCAUGGUGGUGAACGAGGACAAAGAGUGCACUCCGAGUGAGAUGAUCGAUAUCUGGCAGUAUGAAGAGAACAAGAAGCAGUGGAGUGGGUUAAUUCGAGAGAUGCAAUAUGCAUCUGGAGGAUCAUGCGUGUCUAUGCAUUUGAAUCCAGCUAAAAUGCCUAAGAUGUAA